Molecule: messenger RNA, 8932 nt
Organism: Cricetulus griseus (Chinese hamster)
Lineage: Eukaryota; Metazoa; Chordata; Mammalia; Rodentia; Cricetidae
Source: RefSeq, a predicted model, not a curated record
CAGAGAUGGAGAGCGCUGAUUGGGUCGGGCACGGCUGAGACCCGCCCAUGCCGUUUUCCUCAAACGCUGGGGCGGGAGGCUCAGGACGGAGCGCGGCGAGUCGCCGUCGGGGGGAGAGAUGUUGAAGUUCAAGUAUGGAGUGCGGAACCCAUUGGAUGCCAGUGCCUCUGAGCCCAUUUCCAGUCGGGCCUCCAGGCUAAAUGCCUUCUUCCAGGGGAAGCCGCCCCUCGUGACUCAACAGCAGCAGUCUGCCCUUUCCCGGGAAGGGAUAUUAGAUGCCCUCUUUGUUCUCUUUGAAGAGUGCAGCCAGCCUGCCCUGAUGAAGAUCAAACAUGUGAGCAGCUUCGUCCGGAAGUAUUCCGACACAAUAGCCGAGUUACGGGAGCUCCAGCCUUCAGUGGGAGACUUUGAAGUCCGGAGUCUUGUGGGCUGUGGUCACUUUGCUGAAGUGCAGGUGGUUAGAGAGAAGGCAACUGGGGAUGUCUAUGCCUUGAAAAUCAUGAAGAAGAAGGCUUUGCUGGCCCAGGAGCAGGUUUCAUUUUUCGAGGAGGAGCGGAACAUAUUAUCUCGGAGCACGAGCCCUUGGAUCCCCCAAUUACAGUAUGCCUUUCAGGACAAAAAUAACCUUUACCUGGUUAUGGAAUAUCAGCCUGGAGGGGAUUUACUGUCACUUCUGAAUCGAUAUGAGGACCAAUUAGACGAAAACAUGAUUCAGUUUUACCUUGCUGAGCUGAUUUUGGCUGUUCACAGUGUGCAUCAGAUGGGAUAUGUGCAUCGAGACAUCAAGCCGGAGAACAUCCUCAUCGACCGGACAGGACACAUCAAGCUGGUGGAUUUUGGAUCAGCUACUAAAAUGAAUUCAAAUAAGGUGGAUGCCAAACUCCCCAUUGGGACCCCAGACUACAUGGCUCCCGAGGUGUUGACCGUGAUGAACGAGGACCAAAGGGGCACCUAUGGCCUGGAGUGUGACUGGUGGUCAGUGGGAGUGGUCGCCUAUGAGAUGGUUUACGGGAAAACCCCAUUCACCGAGGGAACCUCCGCCCGCACCUUCAACAACAUCAUGAACUUCCAGCGUUUUUUGAAGUUUCCGGAUGACCCCAAAGUGAGCAGUGAGUUACUAGACCUGAUUCAGAGUUUGCUGUGUGGCCAGAAAGAGAGAGUGAAGUUUGAGGGUCUCUGCUGCCACCCCUUCUUCACCAGAACUGACUGGAAUAACAUUCGGAACUCUCCUCCCCCCUUCGUUCCCACCCUCAAGUCUGAUGAUGACACCUCCAAUUUUGAUGAACCAGAGAAGAAUUCGUGGGUUUCAUCCUCUCCGUGCCAGCUGAGCCCCUCGGGUUUCUCAGGCGAAGAACUGCCGUUUGUGGGCUUUUCAUACAGCAAGGCACUAGGGCUUCUUGGUAGAUCUGAGUCUGUUGUGUCGGGUCUGGACUCCCCUGCCAAGACUAGCUCCAUGGAAAAGAAACUUCUCAUCAAAAGCAAAGAGCUGCAAGACUCUCAGGACAAGUGUCACAAGAUGGAGCAGGAAAUGACCCGGUUACAUCGGAGAGUAUCAGAGGUGGAGGCUGUGCUUAGUCAGAAGGAGGUGGAACUGAAGGCCUCUGAGACUCAGAGAUCCCUCCUGGAGCAGGACCUUGCCACCUACAUCACAGAAUGCAGUAGUUUAAAGCGAAGUCUGGAACAAGCGAGGAUGGAGGUGUCCCAGGAGGAUGACAAAGCGCUGCAGCUUCUCCAUGACAUCAGAGAGCAGAGCCGGAAGCUCCAAGAGAUCAAGGAGCAGGAGUACCAGGCUCAGGUGGAAGAAAUGAGGCUGAUGAUGAGUCAGUUGGAAGAGGACCUCGUGUCCGCCCGGAGACGCAGUGAUCUCUAUGAAUCUGAGCUGAGAGAGUCUCGGCUUGCCGCCGAGGAAUUCAAGCGGAAGGCAACCGAAUGUCAGCACAAACUGAUGAAGGUAGUCAGCCACCCUCCAAGAGGGGACUUUGGGGGCACGGACCUGGAUGACCUUCACAAGAUGCAAGGCCACGCUGGCUCAAUGAGUGCUAAGGACCAAGGGAAGCCUGAAGUGGGAGAAUAUUCCAAACUUGAGAAGAUCAAUGCCGAGCAGCAGCUCAAGAUCCAAGAGCUCCAGGAGAAGCUGGAAAAGGCUGUAAAGGCCAGCACAGAGGCCACUGAGCUCCUGCAGAACAUCCGCCAGGCAAAGGAGCGAGCCGAAAGGGAGCUGGAAAAGCUGCACAAUAGAGAAGAUUCUUCUGAAGGCAUCAAAAAGAAGCUGGUCGAAGCCGAGGAACGCCGCCAUUCUCUGGAGAACAAGGUAAAGAGACUAGAGACCAUGGAGCGUAGAGAAAACAGACUGAAGGAUGACAUCCAGACAAAGUCCCAACAGAUCCAGCAGAUGGCUGAUAAAAUUCUGGAACUGGAGGAGAAACACCGGGAGGCUCAGGUCUCAGCGCAACACCUAGAAGUACACUUGAAACAGAAAGAGCAGCACUACGAGGAAAAGAUUAAAGUGUUGGACAAUCAGAUAAAGAAAGACCUGGCCGACAAGGAGAGCCUGGAGAACAUGAUGCAGAGACAUGAAGAAGAGGCCCAUGAGAAGGGCAAAAUCCUCAGCGAGCAGAAGGCGAUGAUCAACGCUAUGGAUUCCAAGAUCAGAUCCCUGGAGCAGAGGAUUGUGGAACUCUCUGAGGCCAAUAAGCUUGCGGCAAACAGCAGUCUCUUCACCCAGAGGAACAUGAAGGCCCAGGAAGAGAUGAUUUCAGAACUCAGGCAGCAGAAAUUUUACCUGGAGACACAGGCUGGCAAACUGGAGGCCCAGAACCGAAAGCUGGAAGAGCAACUGGAGAAGAUCAGCCAUCAAGAUCACAGUGACAAGAACCGGCUGCUGGAGCUAGAGACAAGGCUGAGGGAGGUCAGUCUGGAGCAUGAGGAGCAGAAGCUGGAGCUGAAGCGCCAGCUCACAGAGCUGCAGCUGUCCCUGCAGGAGCGCGAGUCCCAGCUGACAGCCCUGCAGGCAGCCCGGGCGGCCCUGGAGAGCCAGCUUCGCCAGGCAAAGACGGAGCUGGAGGAGACGACCGCAGAAGCGGAGGAGGAGAUCCAGGCGCUUACGGCCCAUAGAGAUGAAAUCCAGCGCAAGUUUGAUGCUCUUCGCAACAGCUGCACCGUCAUCACCGACCUGGAGGAGCAGCUGAACCAGCUGACUGAGGACAAUGCUGAACUCAACAACCAAAACUUCUAUUUGUCCAAACAACUUGACGAGGCUACCGGUGCCAAUGAUGAGAUCGUGCAGCUGCGAAGCGAGGUGGACCAUCUCCGCCGUGAGAUCACCGAGAGGGAGAUGCAGCUCACCAGCCAGAAGCAAGCACAACUCAGUGCUACUGACUUGCAGACGAUGGAGGCUCUGAAGACCACAUGCACCAUGCUGGAGGAACAGGUCAUGGACUUGGAGGCCCUAAAUGAUGAGCUUCUGGAAAAAGAGCGGCAGUGGGAGGCCUGGAGGAGCGUCCUCGGGGACGAGAAGUCCCAGUUUGAGUGUCGUGUUCGAGAGUUACAGAGGAUGUUGGACACUGAGAAGCAAAGCAGGGCGAGAGCUGACCAGCGGAUCACCGAGUCUCGCCAGGUGGUGGAGCUGGCAGUGAAGGAACACAAGGCCGAGAUUCUUGCCCUGCAGCAGGCUCUCAAAGAACAGAAGCUGAAGGCUGAGAGCCUGUCCGACAAGCUCAAUGACCUGGAGAAGAAGCACACCAUGCUUGAGAUGAAUGCCCGGAGCUUACAGCAGAAACUGGAGACUGAACGGGAACUCAAACAGAGGCUUCUGGAAGAGCAAGCAAAGCUGCAGCAGCAGAUGGACCUGCAGAAGAACCACAUCUUCCGCCUGACGCAAGGGCUGCAGGAGGCGCUGGACCGGGCAGAUCUGUUGAAGACAGAAAGGAGUGACCUGGAAUAUCAGCUGGAAAACAUUCAGGUUCUCUAUUCUCAUGAGAAGGUGAAAAUGGAAGGCACUAUUUCUCAACAAACCAAACUCAUUGAUUUUUUGCAAGCCAAAAUGGACCAACCGGCUAAAAAGAAAAAGGGUUUAUUUAGUCGACGGAAAGAGGACCCUGCUUUGCCCACACAGGUUCCUCUACAGUACAAUGAACUGAAGCUGGCCCUGGAGAAGGAGAAAGCGCGCUGUGCAGAGCUAGAGGAAGCCCUUCAGAAGACCCGCAUCGAACUGCGGUCUGCUCGGGAGGAAGCUGCCCACCGCAAAGCCACGGACCACCCACACCCGUCUACUCCAGCCACUGCGAGGCAGCAGAUUGCCAUGUCUGCCAUUGUGCGGUCGCCUGAGCACCAACCCAGUGCCAUGAGCCUGCUUGCCCCACCAUCCAGCCGCAGAAAGGAACCAUCAACUCCAGAGGAAUUUAGCCGGCGUCUUAAGGAGCGUAUGCACCACAACAUUCCUCACCGAUUUAACGUGGGACUGAACAUGCGAGCUACCAAAUGCGCCGUGUGUCUGGAUACUGUGCACUUUGGACGCCAGGCAUCCAAAUGUCUCGAAUGUCAGGUGAUGUGUCAUCCCAAGUGCUCCACCUGCUUGCCAGCCACCUGCGGCCUGCCUGCUGAAUACGCCACACACUUCACUGAGGCCUUCUGUCGUGACAAAAUGAACUCACCAGGUCUCCAGAGCAAGGAGCCCAGCAGCAGCUUGCACCUGGAAGGGUGGAUGAAAGUGCCCAGAAAUAACAAACGAGGACAGCAAGGCUGGGACAGGAAGUACAUUGUCUUGGAAGGGUCAAAAGUCCUCAUCUAUGACAAUGAAGCCAGAGAAGCUGGACAGAGGCCGGUGGAAGAGUUUGAGCUGUGCCUUCCUGACGGGGAUGUAUCUAUUCAUGGUGCCGUUGGUGCUUCUGAACUUGCAAAUACAGCCAAAGCAGAUGUCCCAUACAUACUGAAGAUGGAGUCUCACCCACACACCACAUGCUGGCCUGGGAGAACCCUGUACCUGCUAGCACCCAGCUUUCCCGACAAGCAGCGCUGGGUCACUGCCUUAGAAUCUGUCGUCGCAGGUGGGAGAGUUUCUAGGGAAAAGGCAGAAGCUGAUGCCAAAUUACUUGGAAACUCUCUGCUGAAACUGGAAGGGGAUGACCGGCUUGACAUGAACUGUACCCUGCCCUUCAGCGACCAGGUGGUGCUGGUGGGCACAGAGGAAGGGCUCUAUGCACUGAAUGUCUUGAAAAACUCCUUAACCCACAUCCCAGGAAUUGGAGCGGUCUUCCAAAUUUACAUCAUCAAGGACCUGGAGAAGCUGCUUAUGAUAGCAGGGGAAGAGCGUGCCCUCUGUCUGGUGGACGUGAAGAAGGUGAAGCAGUCCUUGGCACAAUCCCAUCUUCCCGCCCAGCCUGACAUCUCCCCCAGUGUCUUUGAAGCUGUCAAAGGCUGUCACUUGUUUGCUGCUGGCAAGAUCGAGAACAGCCUCUGCAUCUGUGCUGCUAUGCCAAGCAAAGUCAUUAUCCUCCGCUACAAUGACAACCUCAGCAAGUACUGCAUCCGGAAGGAGAUAGAGACCUCCGAACCGUGCAGCUGUAUCCACUUCACCAAUUACAGUAUCCUCAUUGGAACCAACAAAUUCUAUGAGAUCGACAUGAAGCAGUACACGUUGGAGGAAUUCCUGGACAAGAACGACCACUCUUUGGCACCUGCUGUCUUUGCAUCCUCAUCCAACAGCUUCCCUGUCUCCAUCGUGCAGGCCAAUGGAGCCGGGCAGCGGGAGGAGUACCUACUUUGCUUCCACGAAUUCGGGGUGUUCGUGGAUUCUUAUGGAAGACGUAGCCGCACAGAUGAUCUCAAGUGGAGUCGCUUACCUCUGGCCUUUGCCUACAGAGAACCCUAUCUGUUUGUGACUCACUUCAACUCACUGGAAGUAAUUGAGAUCCAGGCACGCUCCUCUCUGGGGACUCCUGCCAGAGCAUAUCUGGAAAUCCCGAACCCUCGCUACCUGGGCCCUGCAAUUUCCUCGGGAGCGAUUUACUUGGCUUCCUCAUAUCAGGACAAGUUAAGGGUCAUAUGCUGCAAAGGAAACCUUGUGAAGGAGUCUGGCACUGACCAACACCGGGUGCCCUCCACCUCCCGCAGCAGCCCCAACAAGCGAGGCCCACCAACAUACAAUGAGCACAUCACCAAACGUGUGGCCUCCAGCCCAGCGCCACCUGAAGGCCCCAGCCACCCUCGAGAGCCAAGCACACCCCACCGAUACCGAGACAGAGACCGAGAGGGCCGGGCAGAGCUGCGCAGGGACAAGUCCCCAGGUCGUCCCCUGGAGCGGGAGAAGUCCCCAGGCCGGAUGCUCAGCACCAGGAGAGAGCGGUCCCCAGGGAGACUGUUUGAAGACAGCAGCAGGGGCCGGCUGCCUGCAGGAGCUGUGAGGACCCCACUGUCCCAGGUUAACAAGGUCUGGGACCAGUCUUCAGUAUAGGUCUCAACCAGGAAAACCACCUCCUCAUCUCAGUCUGCAGGAAAACACAGCACCCUGGGUCUCUGCUGCAGGAAACCCCAGCGCCCGUCUGCUCAGCCCACAUCCAGCAUAGCUGGGACCAGACUGUCCUUGGACGGAUACCCCCAUCUCCAAGGGGUGCAGAUAGCCAAGGCUCUUAGGCGCUGCCAGCACUCAGUGCCCCCCCCCCCACGGGGUGGGGCCUUCCUGCAGUCAUCACAGUCAUCCUCUUUGCAAUCUGUUAUUCUUUCAGUCAUUCAGAGACUUUUGUACUGAGCUCCAGCCUGUACCAGUUCAUCAAAGGAAACCAACCCGGACACGAACUGUGGCUGGAAGUCUACCUGCUACUCUAAGAUCCUCGGGUUGGUUGGUUUUUCUUUGGUUUUUCUUUGAUUCUUUUAUUUCUUUUUCUUUUCUUCCUUCCUUCCUUCCUUCUUUUUUUUUUAAAGACAACAGAAUUCUUAGUAGAUUUGGAUAGUGAUGUAUUUCCUGUUGUAGUCGUUUUUAGCUAGAUCAUACCAUCAGGUCUUUGCCACUGAAACGUAGCAUAGAAGAGUCCCCCGUUGGUUGGCUAACCUCCCGUGUUCAUGUAGCUUCCAUUCUUGUUCUGGUCCAUUCUCAUAGAUGGCCCUGUUUUACCCAGGGUGACAUCGUAGCCAAAUGUUUACUGUUCUCAUUGCCUUUUAUGGCCUUGACAACUUCCCUUCCCACCAGCUGAGAAUGUAUGGAGGUCAAUGGGGCCUCAGCUUGAGGCAGUGACCUGGGGCCAAGGGACCUCAUCAAGCUCUACUCCCCUACCCCUCGGCGACAUCUACCCGACCUGCUUCCCCAGCUUUCCAUGUAGCUUUGGCCAGGAAAGCACGCAAUAGACUUGCUCCAAGCCCAGCAUUAAUAGGCCUUGGGGUUAGGCCUGGGACCCGGGCACCCACCUCCCAUUCUGAGGGUCGGUGCCUUGCUCCUCACUCCUCUGGAAUGGGGAGGAGACCUGUCUGGGAGCCCUGCAUGGCGGAUCACUGCAUGUGCUGCCCCUGACCUGGCUGACUCCUCCCUGGGUUGCUCUGCCAAUGUAUUGCUGCCAUCACAUAGCCCCACCAAAUCGACACCCUCUGAUGACUUGUCAACUAACCGGCCACAACAGGCUGCAGUCUGUAGCACUGAACAAACAAACAAACAAAAAUCGCUCAAGCCUUACGACCAGAGAAGGGUUUCAGCAAACCACACUUCUCCCUGAGUUUCCCCUCCCAUCUUCGAGUUCCCUGCUGGCUUCAAGGACGACUGUGCGUUCACACAAAAACCCAGCACGGUUCUACCCCACGAAACUGUGACUUCGCAGAUGAGCCUUUCCCUAGGGCUGGACCUAAGACCAGGACAUUGGAGAGAAGCCGCAGCUCAACUCUUCCAGCCCUGUGGGGCUGGCGAGUCCCCCCCUUAGGUGCAGUGCGGCUCACCCAGUCUCCCUCCACACUCUAGAGUGCCGAAUUCCUGGCAACCGGAUAGAACCAACUUAGAGGCUUUGCAGUUGGCAAGCUAACUAGCGGCCUUACUUCUGCCUUUAAUCUCCCACAAGGCCUCUUCUGCUUUGGAUUCUCCAUGACUCUUAGGCGUGCCUCAACAACUAAGGCACAUCCUAGGUAGGCUGAAAGGUAGACCUGUCCCCACCGCAGCAGGUGACCGUGUCUGUGUUUCCAGCCCACGUGUCCACAGUCCCAUGUCACUCCCCAGAUUACAACCUGACCUAAAUGCCGGCUCCUUCCUGCUCGUCUCUGCCCUAAGUGCUCUGUCAUUCGAGACGCCCGUGACCCUCCAUGUCCAGUGCCCUGCUGCUGCGUUCUGUGUUGCUCGGAAUCUUUGGGGUCAUGUUCCCUAUCCUCAUCCCCCCAGGGCAGAUCUGACUGACUAUUUGCUGAAGUUUUUGUCUCUCGGUCCACAAGUAUUUGGAAUGGUCACUGAUAACUGGUCUUCAGUCUUGGCAUUUCAUUUAGGACCUCCACGAGAAAUGGGCAUCUUGAGCCCUGACAGUGUAUAUUGCGUGUCUCAUCUGUGAAGUGCUUCCUGCUACAUAGAACUAGCUCAAAAGACUGUACAUAUUUACAAGAAACUUUAUAUUCGUAACAAAAAAAAAAGGAAAUUGAAUUGGUUUCUACUUUUUUAUUGUAAAAGGUGCAUUUUUCAACACUUUUUUUUUGUUUGUUUUCAACGGUGGCAGUUGUGGACAGCCAUCUCCGCGCAGGAGUGGGGAGCUCUCUGUGUGACCACCGAGAUGCCAGCAGGAAAUAAUUGUAACCCGAAAUCGCAGUCAAAAGCUUAUUAGCAUUAAUAAGAUUCUAGGUCUCCAAAAGUACAGGCUUUUUCUUCAUUACCUUUUUUAUUCAGAAUGAGAACACACGGGACAAUUCCAGAUCCACCUUGAGAGGAAUGAACUUGGUUGUUGAACAAUAGUGAAAUAAAGCAAUGAUCUCAGAA